AUGAAAUAUUUUACUCUUCGUGGUCCAAUACCUGGUUUGUCACCUCAUUAUUUCUUUGGCAAUACAAUUCAGUCUGGAUUGGUAUUGAAAGACUUGAGUCUUCAUGAAGUUUACAGGACAUUCAAAAGUCGUUUUGGUGAUGUUUUUCAAUUUUGGCUUGGACCUUGGCGUGUCAUUGUUGUAAGUAAUAUUAUUGAUGUACAACACAUAUAUACUCAUCGCAAUAUCUACGAGCAAGGUGAUAUUCUGGUAGAACAAUUCAAGCUAUUUCUUUAUGAUGCUCUCAUUUGUCUGAAAGGUGCCAAAUUCAAACGACAUGCCUCACUCACAAUACCCUUAUUUCGUCGUAAUAAGAUCAUUCCAAAUUUUGACUUGAUUAUUGAUUGUACUGAUAAAUUAUUGUCACAAUGGCGCUCCGCUCCUUCAAAUCAUAUCCAUCUCGAUAUCGGUCAACAGUGUCGCAAUCUUCUUCUACUCAUAUUUGGAUUUCUUGCAUUUGACUACGAUUUGAAGACAUUCGAUAAUAGUGAUCAUAAUGAACUCACUCGAGCACUUAAAGAUUUCUUAGAAAGUAUCUAUCCUGUUUUCUUUUUACCAAAAGUUGUAUCCAUUAUCUAUCUGCGAUUGAGUCGUCGAUAUCAACGAGCACGAACUGUUAUUCAACAAUAUGUAUAUCGAAUAAUCGAUCAUGAAUUAAUUGAUUGUUCAGAAACGAUAGCAGAGCGUAAGAGAACAAGUUUAAUUGCCUCGUUGGUUUCCGCAUUACAAAAUGAUGAAAAAACAGAAAUGAUUAAAAGUGAAGAAGAAAAAAAAGGUCUCAAUCGCAGUGAAGUGCUGCAUGAAGUGUUAUUCUUUCUUUUAGCUGGUUAUGAAACAACGUCGACUGCUCUAACAUGGUUCAUACAUUUAGCAAGUAAGCAUCCACGAGUCCAACAAAAGAUCAAAGCAGAAUUAUUAGAAAAUAAUUGUAAGGAAGAUUUGUCUCUGGAACAUCUAGAUUCAUUAGGUUAUCUGGAUUGUGUCAUCACGGAAGUAUUACGCUUUUGUCCACCAGGUGAUAGUUCAGCUCGUACAUUAACAAUGGAUGACCGUCUACCUGAGAGUGGUACUCAACUAUAUGCAGGCGACGAAGUACUUGUUCCAUUUAUGAAUCUCGCACGAGAUCCUCGAUAUUGGUCUAUUGAUCCAGAAUUAUUCUAUCCUGAAAGAUUUCUAGGCGAAGACAAAAAUCAUCAAUCCUAUGCAUUAUUACCAUUCGGCGGGGGACAUCGUCAAUGUAUUGGACAGGAUUUAGCUCGAUUUGAACUGAAAGUUAUUAUAGCAAGAUUAAUGCAACAUGUAACAUUUGGAGAUGGUGGUCCGGAAGUCAACGCAGGUGGAUUUGUUCAAACAGUAACUAUCAUGCCUAAACAUGUUGGUGUUACCGUUCAAUUCGAUUAA
This is a messenger RNA of Adineta steineri, 1440 nucleotides long. The record is from the annotation of a GenBank genome assembly. NCBI's taxonomy places the organism in Eukaryota, Metazoa, Rotifera, Eurotatoria, Adinetida, Adinetidae.